Messenger RNA from Seminavis robusta, 300 nucleotides. NCBI's taxonomy places the organism in Eukaryota, Bacillariophyta, Bacillariophyceae, Naviculales, Naviculaceae. The record is from the annotation of a GenBank genome assembly.
AUGCGGUCGAUCACACGAAUCUUUGGUGAGAUAUCAUUGGGUCAAGUCGCAGCACUUGCAGAGGACCACAUUGAGAAAUAUACAUACUCACAGAGGGUUUGCCCCAAGCCGUGGACAUUGGACAGUGGAAUGACCCCUGCAAUCAGGAACAGGGGUGGUUUUGAGUGCGCGAGCGCACAAUCGGAGUUUUCCUCCUCUCUGGCUGCCAAAAAAAACUGUCAAGGUCUUGGAGGACGGGAGACAACUCAUGACACGGCAUACGUCAAAUGCACAUGGGGUGGCGGCCUGGGGCCUCACUAA